GAAUAUUACAUAUAUCGCGAUUAUGUUCAUUAGGCAUCGUACAUGGCGUCUAUUUUUACUCACGGAAAGCUUAUACCGAUUCGAAGGCUAACAUCGUACGACGUACUUAUGCGAUACUUAUAGAUGUACUCGAAACUACAACUACAGUCAAAACUAUAACGACAAGUGGCGUCUAAGCCAAGUAUGUCCACAUAGUAGGAGUAUAGGUUGUUUCGACAAAUGUUGUACAAAUGACUCGUAUAAAUGUACAAAAUGUCGCGAAUGUUAUCCGUAGUAAUGGAUAAAUUAGAAACACAGAGUCGCGUUAAAUAGAAAUAUCUCAACGUGAUGAAAUAAAAAGCUAUAUAGGUAGGAUAAGGUAAAGAAAAGGACCCGUUUGCCAUUGACGAAUUAUUCUUUUCCGACCUCUGCUCAUAAUUUAUACCGCUUAGACUGCUUAAUAUACCCUCAUAGGUAUAUCUAUAUCUAUGUAUGUAAAUCAACGUACGUCUGUACGUUUGUAUUUACGUAUCUAUACAAGUAUUGACCGGAGUAGAGUUCGGACCGAAGCGUGUCAGAAUGAGCUAGAUCGAGGUAUAUACAUACGAUAUCCAAUAUAUAGAUACGUAAAACAUACGAACGUAUUUUUCAACUCGUUCGAACGUAUCUACACAUAAAGAUUGAUCAAAAAGUUAUCAUUCGCACAGCCGAAAGAAACAUUUAUGCAUUACGCCAAUGCUCAUAUAGAGCUAUACUAGCGUCGACCCACAUUCGUCGACGGACGUCGAGACCGGGCGGAUUUUCUUCCGCACGAUGAGUUCGAUCCGUCUACAAGGCAGAAGAUGUUCUUACGCGAGGUUGUAUUAGUCGAGAAACGGUGUCAAAGACGGGCAUGGACACUAAGACCCCGCCUAUACCUUUGAAGCUUCCAGAGAAGGCUCAAACGAAGAAGCAGGAACGCCUGGCCGAUCUGUCCUUGCCGCCAUUGACACCUUCUACGAAUCGCCGACAGAAACUAAAGCCUGUUGUUAAUACGUGCUCGCGUGACUUCGUUUAUCCUACAUGCUAUCAAAAUCAUCAUAAGAAGAGACCUUACAGAGUGUUGCAAAUUGGCGCCACACCUUUGAUGCACGCUUGCCAGCAGGCCGACAGACACAAAGUCUUGAGACUAUUGAGGGAACAAGAGGAGAGCAUCGGUUAUAGAGAUCGAACGUUAAGAAGUGCACUUCAUUACUGUAUGGACGCAGGAACGGGUGGUGCCGUAGCUUCAGCGGCACCAGAAUUGGUCAACGCUCCCGAUGCCGAGGGACAUACGCCUCUUCAUCUCGCAGUCAUUGCCGGCGAUACGCAGUUGGUGGCCGUAUUGUUGGCGAACGGCGCCGACGUCAAUGCCAAAGAUUUGGAAGGUCACAGCGUUCUUCAUUGGGCUACCGUUUGCGGAGAAGCGGAAUGCGUACGUCUGAUCUUAGCUGCUGGCGCUCGGCCUUCAACGCCGGAUCUUCGCGGAGGCUCGCCUCUUCAUUACGCCGCGCAAUGUUGCGGCGCCGCAGCGACCGCCGAACUUGCCGUACCGAAGAAAGUUGGCUUAAAGGUUUUGCAAACUCUUAUAGAAUUCGGCGCUGACGUUAAUGCGAAGGACGAAGACGGACGACAGGCGAUCUUAUGGGCGGCCAGUGCCGGUAGCGUCGAGGCAAUUUUGGCCUUGGCAAGGGCCGGGGGAGCUGCGGCCGCAGGAGCAUCGGACAAGGACGGUUUAACGGCUCUUCAUUGCGCCGCGUCGAGAGGUCAUGCGAGAUGCGUCGAAGCGUUGAUUAAUUUAUGCGGAUCCCAGCCCGAUCACGUAGAUGACAACGGUUGUUCCGCUCUGCACUAUGCCGCUACGCUCGGUCACGCCGACGCCACGUCCUUGAUUCUUAAAUUAGGGGCCGAUCCAAAUCGACAAGAUCGAAAGGGUAGAACGCCGGCCCUAUGCGCAGCAGCCAAGGGUCAAUUGGAAACGUUAAAAAUUCUGGCACAGCAUGGUGGCUCGUUGCACGCUAGAACGGUACGAGGCACGGGCGUUGCUCACGAGGCCGCGGCUUCUGGAAGAAUCGAACUGCUCAGAUGGUUGGCUAAAAAGCGUCCGAGUAUGUUGGAUAUCGCUACGCAAGACGGUAAGACGCCUCUUCAUGUGGCAGCACUUCAUGGUCAUUUGGAUGGUUGCAAGGUGCUCUUGGAUCACGGUGCGAGAAUAAAUGCGAUUUUAAGAACUAACAAGGGUAAUACGAUGACCGCUUUGGACGCUGCCCUUUACAGAGGUCACAGAGAUUGUGCUAAAUUGAUUCAAAUGCACGGUGGCACCACUGCUCAACGAUUAAGAGAUCAUAGGGCUACGUCCACUGGAAAAGUUUAUACCGCUAAACUUCGAGUUGAGCGUACAGAGAGUGGCACGGAUACGGAAGGCAGCCCUCCAAGGUGGGAUUAUCAUCGACAUAAGGCUCCUCGUGUCUAUUACGAGGAACGAUGGAUCGAAAAGAGAACGCGAAAGAGAGGAAAUUCCAAGAAAUUGUUACGACGAGACAGUCGAAGUUUCAGCGAAGAAGAAGUACGAUUCUCCAAGAAGGCAUCUCCGAGAAAAGAACGCCAACGACGAAGCAGAAGCGAGUCUGCGAGAUACGACGAAAAUCGCAUGGAUACCGAUGAAAAAAAGUUUACGAGAAAAGGAAGAAAAAGACGAGUUACAGGGAGAUCCAAGGAUAAUUACAGCGAAUCGUCUAUAAAUUACAGCGACGAUAGCCUCCAAGAAGAUUUAGGGAAGAACGGAACGGUAAGGACGUAUUUUCGGCGUAAGUUCGAGAGGCGAAGAUCAAAAUCUCGUGCGGACAAGAUUAAAAAGAGAUCGAGAUCCGAGGUUGAAACAAAUCGAGCCAAUCUGAGGCAUUUGCAAUCGAUGAUUAAGAGCGAUCAAGACGAACACAGCGGUACCGACGACAGUUUGGAAGUAAUCGUUGUCAGGACGUCCGUCGAGAAGAAAAAGUGCGAAAAAAUUGUGUCCGGAGGAAAAGCAAAAAUGUCGAAAGAGAAUUCGAAAGAUGGUAGAAUAAGAGAGUCUCAUAAACGCAACUUGAAAAGUCAAAAGUCGGAAUCCAGUGAAUUUACGAUGCCGUCCGAUAAGGUAUACGAUGAGGCAUCCGAGGAGGAUGCCUGCGUGGAUCAUCGGCCAUACUCCGACAAGAAAGAAACAGAUGAAGAAGGAUAUAAGGACGUUGCUGGUGUUGACGAAGUCGCGUCGAAGUCGUCCACGCCGGAGGAUAUGGGAAUGUCCUUCGUUGAAAGUCGAUAUAAUCACAGAGGAGACGUUACCGAUAGUACGAGCCACGAAACCGUCGAACGAGUUCUCGUUACGGCUAUGGUCCACAAAGAUCAAGGUCCGGACACUCCAAAGUCUACGAUCGAAAUAUCGAAGGAAGUCACUUUUGAAGAUGGUUCGGAGAAGGAGAUGAUGGACAAAAAUUGCAAAGUAUUGGAAAGUAAGGUCGACGAUGUCUAUGCGAAAUCCGAACAACUAUCUAAUUCGCUAGUAACGAAGGCUAAGGAUUUAAAGAAGGGCCUCGAAAAUAUGCGCAAUGGGAUCAAGGAUAAGAAUGAGAAUGAUAGCGAAAGGAGUGGUGAUGAUAAGAGGAUGGUAGGAGACGUCGAAGCAGUGGAAGUUUUCUAUAGAAAACAUUCACUAGGUAGGUUGUGCGCACACCAUGUAAAUGAACCCGAAAGAACUUCAUCGGAUUCUCAGGAGGCGCAAGAUCAACGGGGGAAGAUUGAACAUCAGGAAGAUUCUUUUAUUAAUACGAAAGGCGAUAGAAAAAUUCUUGAUAUAUCGCCGAGUCCCGCGAAAGACGUCGCAAGCUGCGUGGAUGCGGUGAAUGAUGGUUUGACUUCAGAGAUAGAUUUGCAAGAUUUGCAUACAUUGGAAGGAUCAUUUCGAGAGGAGUUGCCAACUUUGGCGUUAGAAGAACUUUCAAAAGUAGAAAGCGAGAAACGGGGAUCGGAAGAAGUAACUGAGACGAUGGAGAAACACGAUAUAAGCGGUACAUUAGAAAAAGAUGUUCCUUUAGAAAUCUUGGAAAAUAUUGCUUCCGUAGAAACUUGCAAAGGGAAUAUUAUCACCGAUGGGUUUACAUUAGCGAACAAAGAAUCAUUUAAAACCCGAGAGGAGUUAUCGUCGACUUCUUUCGAUGCUCCUUUCAGCAAUGACUUCUUCUCCGAGGAUAAGGAACAAAUAGAUUCCGCGCGUGGCAAAUCUGUGGAAUUAUCUUCAGAUUCUAGAGAUUCCGUAUUGAUGCGAGAGAAUGAGAAUGACUUUUCGAGAACGAAUACUCCAGUUCUCGCGAGGAGUAACGUUCUCGAAGUAAAAUCCGACGGACAUAAAGCACCAAGUGAGCCUAAUAAAGUCAAGAUUGUACAAAUAGAUGCAAGUACCAAGUCUUCUACGAGCGAGGAAAAAGCAUUCUCGAGUAAAGAGGACAAGAAUGGCUCGCCGACGGGAACAACGAAACGUUCAAGGUGUUCAAGAGCUUCAGCGAGAAAACAAAUGGAAGGGGCUGAGUGUCUAGUGAAAGGAUCGAGUAAGAUCAAAAAUUUAUUUGACAAGUCGGGGGAGCGUUCUCUCGAUCGCAGUGCAAUAGUUGCCGUUAUCGAGAGCCCGGAAUGGGAUGAAGAGGAUGAAGAGAUCGAUAAGGAGAUUAGAAAGGUUAUCGGAGAAGACGGAGAACGUGAUACAGAGCCAGAAGAAAAUAACGAAAUGGGUGUUAUUAGAGUUUUGCCGGGUAAAAGCGAGGAAGAGGCUUAUAGGAGCCUGGACGUCGGUAAAUCCAGGAAUUCGGGUAUCGUUACUUUACCUCAGGUACAGAGAAGACCAUGCACGCACUCGGGAAAGAUUCUUAAGAUUACAGCAGAGGAUCAACGUCUUCGACAGUGUACGAAACAGUGUCGUCGUGACAGUGGUGGUAGAGAUAGUGGUAUAGAACCAAGUCCAAGAAUUUCUAGAAUACCAAAGAGAAGGAACGUGGCUGACUAUUCAAAGAUGGAGAAACAUCAUGCGAUCAAUGUAGAUACCAUCACGAGAGAUGUUCAGAUUAGUCUUCGUCGUUAUCACCUGGAAAGGAAGAUCUUUUUUCAAUUGAUGGAACUCAAGAGAUUGCAGAUUAGGCAUGGUAGAGCUAAUGAGCAAGUUUUGGUUAAAAGACAGGUCGAGUCAUUUCAUAAAGCUGGCAUGACUGGUCCAACCCUUGGUGUUGCUAAAUACGAUCAACCAUUGACCUUCAGGUUUUCAGCAUUUCCAAUCCUAUUGUUAACAAAACACUUCGAAGCGUUCUUAUACGAACAGUUGAGGAAAUUACAAAGGAGACCAGCCACGCCAAAUUUUUGUACAGAUGCAAAAUAUUGCACCCAAAGAACUCAUCGAUGUCAUCAUGCCACAACUGCCUAUACCUCAGUACCUGUUUACACUUAUAUUGGCGGAGAGGCGCAAGAACGAGCGGAUCACUUUCCAAAAAUAGAGACUCGUGGAAAAGGACAAAUGACGGUGGAAGUAACUCACGGAGACGAGAAACAAGUCAUCGCACUACCAGCUGAAAGGCUGGAUUGUACCAAAAGAUAUUUCGUUACAUUUACCGUUAGAGGAGAAAGUCAAGGAACAACGAAAUCGUCUCAUUCUAUGAAACGAAGUGCUACGAGCGUUUAAAAUGCCCGUUAUAUAUAGUAUAUAUACUUAUAUACGUACAUAUAUAUAUAUAUAUAUAAAACACACACACACACACACACACACACACACACACACACACACACAUAUAUAUAAUAUAACAUAGAUACAUGUGAGAUAUAAGCGAUAUCUCGCCUCGUUUAUGUAUUAACUUCGUACUCUGACGUUUCUUUUUGAAAGAGAAAGUGAGAAGUCGAAUUUAAUUUUAUUUAUUUAAAAAUCAUAAUAUUUAUUCUAUUUUAGCAUCAUAUUACUUUCCAAAUACUAUUUUGCGAAUUACCAGAUUACAUUUCAAUACAGAGAUCAACGCGGAAUGAAUGCUUGUGGUAUAAAUUUUUAUAUAACAUACAUAUUAUAGGUAU
Vespa mandarinia (Asian giant hornet) is the source of this 6078-nucleotide messenger RNA. RefSeq lists its product as uncharacterized. Gene Ontology annotation, molecular function: protein binding. The record is from RefSeq and is a predicted model, not a curated record. NCBI's taxonomy places the organism in Eukaryota, Metazoa, Arthropoda, Insecta, Hymenoptera, Vespidae.